Medicago truncatula (barrel medic) is the source of this 1556-nucleotide messenger RNA. RefSeq lists its product as uncharacterized. The transcript is spliced from 3 exons. Lineage: Eukaryota; Viridiplantae; Streptophyta; Magnoliopsida; Fabales; Fabaceae. Bases 172 to 966 code for a protein of 264 amino acids. The record is from RefSeq and is a predicted model, not a curated record.
CCACCCCUAAAAAAAACUCAGAUACUUCCAUACGUUUCAUUUCACUGUGUCCUCCUUACAUUCAUGGCAGAAAACAGAAUAAGAAAAACCAAACCUUCAAAUUUUGCUCAAAAUUCGCAACAUUGAAUAACCCAUUUUCAUCUAAAACAAUCUCUUGUGUUGGAUCCAACAAUGGGUUUCGAUUCGAAUUUGGGAGGUUCACCAUCUUCAUCUUCACCUAGUAGCAAACGCACCAGAGACCCCGAAGAAGAAGUUUAUGUCGACAAUCUUCGUUCUCACAAACGUUACCUCAGCGAGAUAAUGGCAUCAAGUCUUAAUGGAUUAACAGUUGGAGACUCACUUCCUGAUAAUCUCAUGGAAUCUCCAGCAAGGUCUGAAAGUGCUUUCUCUCUAAGGGAUGACAUGUCUUUACAAUAUUCACCAAUGUCCGAAGACUCCGACGACUCAAGGUUUUGCGAGACCGGCUUGCAUAGUUGCUCAUCCCAUCCGGAUAGCCGACCCGGCAGUCCAGUUUCUCCAUGCAGAUAUCAAAGAUCACAAAACACAUUUUCUUCAGCGCCUUCUACAAGUUUAAAUGGAUCUCAUGGCUUUUCAGUCUCAGCAGUUACUUGCUCCCAGCCUCGUCAGCGGAGCUCAGACUCCGACGGCCGCUUCCCAUCAUCUCCAAGUGAUAUAUGCCACUCUGCUGACUUAAGAAGAGCGGCACUUCUAAGAUCUGUGCAGAUGAGAACACAUCCUCCUGGCUCUGCAUCUUUGGAGCUGCCAUUUGGUUCAGGUCAAGAGCCUCCUCCUAAUAUUGAUCCUGAGGAAAGGCCAUGCUCAUACCUGAAAUCUAUGGUUGACGAGAGAGAUUAUCAAAUCGAAGAGUGUUCGCCGAUUGGUAUUCCUGAACCUGAGUUUAACCAUGACAAUAAACCUUGCAGGGUCUUGAAUAUGAAUCCAAAAGAAGCGGAUUCCGGAGGUUAAUUACUAAAAAAAAUUGUUAGUCUCUGAUGUGAAAGGGUUGCAUGUGUGUUUUUGACCAAGAAGAAAUGGCUAGUGUUUAAUCUUAUUGGAAUAUGUCCUCCCACCAUGGCAUUAUUUAUCUUCUCCAAUAAAUAUUCUCACUAGUUCAUUAUUCAAAUUCAAUACAAUUUUAUCAAGCGUGUGAUUGGUAUUUUAAAAAGUUGCGGUGUGACUGCACAUUUGGUUGAAGCUAACAAUUGGAGCUUCAGAAAACCUGCGGUGAGAGGGGCAUAAAAUGCGAGGCGGCGGUGACCUGCAGGGUUACCAAACACCACAAAUCACAAACAACAAUGUCAAAAGCAUAUACAAGCUAUAACAAGCACAACAAAGCUAUAACAAAUUCAGAACUCAACCACAACAAAUAACAGAACAUUUAAAUUUGAGGCUUACCUUGUACGAUGAAGAUGAAAACAAUGAUCAAACACGGUUUGAUGGCUACAAUCUGAAGAUUUAGUUCUAAUAUUUCUUGGCAAAAUUUUUUUCCCUUAAUUUGAUUAGUCGUAUAAAAAAAAAAAGGGACAAUACACUAUGUUGAGCAAUGUUUAGUAUCA